This is a messenger RNA of Aspergillus neoniger CBS 115656, 313 nucleotides long. RefSeq lists its product as uncharacterized. The coding region runs from base 6 to 233 and encodes 75 amino acids. The transcript has 2 exons. Lineage: Eukaryota; Fungi; Ascomycota; Eurotiomycetes; Eurotiales; Aspergillaceae. The record is from RefSeq and is a predicted model, not a curated record.
UCGGCAUGGCAGGUGUCGUCAAGCAGAGAGAGGAAUCCGUUGCAGAUGUGGCCGAUGUCGCGAACGUCGCCAACGGGGCCAAGGUCGCGGACAGCAUCAACAACGCCAACGUUGCCGACAGUAUUGAUGUUGCCAAUGGCGAGGAAGUCGCCGAUGGUGCCGAAAUAUGCUGCAACACGACUCCCUGUUUUAUUGGGUGUUACGUCAAUGGUGAAUGGGCGUUCUGUUGCUAGAUAUCGAGUAUCCUAAGAGGCUCUUGCGCUAACAGAUGGGUAGCCGGUUUGUCCAAGGGGGAAAAAAUGAUAGCUUUGGC